AUGGCUUUGCAAAUUUCCAUGGUUUCAGCUACCUGUUAUAAGGAUGUAAAUAAUCCCUUUGGCCAGGUGUCCACUCUGUCUACUCCACCCACCCAGUUGUUCAUCACCAGGAGUCAUCUUGACUAUCAUCAGACCAGCUGUCACAGCACUCACACUGAAGCAAGCAGAGUGCUAGUAGCUUCCUGUAAUUUUGCAAAUGAUGCUACAUUUGAGAUUAAGAAAUGUGACCUUCAUCGGCUAGAAGAGGGCCCUCCAGUCACCACAGUGCUCACCAGAGAGGAUGGGCUCAAGUACUACAGGAUGAUGCAGACUGUGCGGCGAAUGGAGCUAAAGGCAGAUCAGCUAUAUAAACAGAAAAUUAUCCGUGGUUUCUGUCACUUGUGUGAUGGUCAGGAAGCCUGCUGUGUGGGCCUAGAGGCUGGCAUAAACCCCACGGACCAUCUCAUCACAGCCUAUCGAGCUCAUGGCUUCACCUUCACUCGGGGCCUGCCUGUCCGAGCAAUUCUUGCAGAGCUAACAGGACGAAGAGGAGGUUGUGCUAAAGGGAAAGGCGGAUCGAUGCACAUGUACGCCAAGAACUUCUAUGGGGGCAAUGGCAUCGUUGGAGCUCAGGUGCCCCUAGGAGCAGGGAUUGCUCUGGCCUGCAAAUACAAUGGAAAAGAUGAGGUCUGUUUGACAUUAUAUGGCGAUGGCGCUGCUAAUCAGGGUCAAAUAUUUGAAGCUUACAAUAUGGCAGCAUUGUGGAAACUACCUUGUAUUUUCAUCUGUGAGAAUAACCGCUAUGGCAUGGGGACAUCUGUCGAGAGAGCAGUGGCCAGCACAGAUUACUACAAAAGAGGAGAUUUUAUUCCUGGACUGAGGGUAGAUGGAAUGGAUAUCUUGUGUGUCCGAGAGGCAACAAAGUUUGCAGCUGCAUAUUGUAGGUCUGGUAAGGGGCCCAUCCUGAUGGAGCUACAGACUUACCGUUACCAUGGACAUAGUAUGAGUGACCCUGGAGUCAGUUACCGCACUCGAGAAGAAAUCCAGGAAGUAAGAAGUAAGAGCGACCCUAUUAUGCUUCUCAAGGAUAGAAUGGUGAACAGCAAUCUUGCAAGUGUUGAAGAAUUAAAGGAGAUUGAUGUGGAAGUGAGGAAAGAAAUCGAAGAUGCUGCCCAGUUUGCUACAGCUGAUCCAGAGCCACCCUUGGAGGAACUAGGCUAUCACAUCUACAGUAGUGAUCCUCCCUUUGAAGUGCGUGGUGCCAACCAAUGGAUCAAGUUUAAGUCAGUCAGUUAAUGGGAAACUGAAAUGAAUGAGGGUUCAUCAUCCACUGUAAGAACUCUUUGUGCUUUCAACUUUAAGGACAGGAAAUACCCAAAGUCUUGAAGACAUGUAAAUUAAGGAAGAGUAAGUUGCAUGCAGUUUCUAUGUUGUAUGCAGUGUAUCCAUGUGAAUAAGAGUGUAAUGAUUUGUAUAGGAUUUGAAAUGGAUAGUGGAGUGUUUAUACCUUUUCCUCAUCAUAUCCUACCACAGAUAUGUCGAGGUGGCAUGCUGGAAUUAGUACACUGCACAGGUAGAAGAGUAGCAGCCACCCUGCAUUGUGGAGGCUGUCAUCUGUUAGCACUGACCAAGUCUCUGUGAU
Molecule: messenger RNA, 1621 nt
Organism: Microtus oregoni (creeping vole)
Lineage: Eukaryota; Metazoa; Chordata; Mammalia; Rodentia; Cricetidae
Product: pyruvate dehydrogenase E1 component subunit alpha, somatic form, mitochondrial-like
Exons: 12
Coding region: 1-1275 (424 amino acids)
Biological process (GO): pyruvate decarboxylation to acetyl-CoA
Cellular component (GO): intracellular membrane-bounded organelle
Molecular function (GO): pyruvate dehydrogenase (acetyl-transferring) activity
Source: RefSeq, a predicted model, not a curated record